Ictalurus punctatus (channel catfish) is the source of this 2384-nucleotide messenger RNA. It is a transcript of the gene sh2d7, whose product is annotated as SH2 domain containing 7. Bases 540 to 2120 code for a protein of 526 amino acids. Gene Ontology annotation, cellular component: cytoplasm. The record is from RefSeq and is a predicted model, not a curated record. NCBI's taxonomy places the organism in Eukaryota, Metazoa, Chordata, Actinopteri, Siluriformes, Ictaluridae. The transcript is spliced from 11 exons.
GGAGUUGUUGGGAAGUUUACCUUGAGGAGGAACUCUUUGCCAGCGGUGCGGAUCUCGAACUGACCCUCGUCUCCCUCCACUUCGUAGGUAAAAGAAGCGUCGGCGAUUUCGAUGUGGCCAAGAGGAAGAGCGUCCUGAUCUCUCCUGUUUAGCGGUGUUGUCCGAUGGGAACCAGUGAUUACCAAUUACAGUAUUACAGUGAUUACCAAUUGUGACUCAUCAAAGAAAUAAAAAUGUAAAAGCCAACGUAAAGGAGUACCAUAGACCCAGUUUGAGGGUGGGGUAAAAUCUGCUGUAAUUCCAGUCUACGGUCUGAAUUGCUUGUAUGUGGGCCUGACAUGUGUCUUGGUUGAAACCUGUGACACAGCUCUGAAGAGUCUGUGUGUCCCACUCACAGAGAGGAAAAGGAAAUGACGGGUAUCAUCCACUGCUUGCAGCAGCUGUUAGUGAACACACGGAGACCGCAAUUCUUUCCUCUGCCUGCUCAGUUCCAUUUCUCUUCAGGAAACUUGAAUCCCCAUGGAAGGUCUCUAAUGUAAAUGUCAACACUGUGUAUCAAUAGUGUAACUGUCUGUACACCUUCAGAACGCCUUUUCUUUCCUGUGAAGCAGCUGAGGAGAACAUCUGCCUUGCGCAACAUGAGACUCAAAUCACACCACAUGCAGCAACACUCCCCAACAGCUAUGUGGUGCAUUCGACACUGCCUUGGACAGAAUUGUUGCAAAACUCAGCCUAAACACAUCACUGGUGAGCGCUCAAUGGAGCAGAAGAGGCAGAAGCCACACAGGCUCCAGACCUGCCUGUUGUUUUGCAUGAAGGGUCGAGUGAAGAUGGAGCAUAUGCAGCCGGAGAGCACCAAGAGCAAACUGAGGGAGCUGGCACUCAAAUGGUUCACCGAGACCCAGGCUCCUCUCAUCCUCGACAAAGGCAACUUUCCUGCCUGGUUCCAGGGCUUCAUCAGCAGAAAGGAUGCAGAAGAUCAUCUAAGAGAUAAAGAACUGGGCUGUUUCCUUAUUCGCCUCAGUGAUAAAGCCAUUGGAUACAUCCUGUCAUAUCGAGGACGUGACCGGUGCCGGCACUUUGUCAUCAACCAGAAUAAAGAGGGGCAGUUUAUCGUGACAGGAGACACUGAAAUGCACGAUACACUCACGAGCCUGAUUGAGUAUUACAAGACCAGUCCUAUUGAGCCAUUUGGAGAAUAUUUAACAGUGUCUUGUUUUGAGUUGCCUGCAAAUGAUCUCUACGAUGUGGUGCAGUUUGAGCCGAAGGUGAAGCCAGGGGUGAGUGUGGAAGCAGUAAGGAAGAUUUGGAACCAGCGAGUCGAACAGGCAGCUCAGUCUCAGCAUGCUCCAGUCUUGCCACCUAAGAACACCAGAAACACCCAAGCCAUCCCUCCAGUUCCAAAAAGAAGUUCCCCAGUGAAGACAAACUCGCUGGAGGAAAAAAGCAGUUUAGACAAUAAGGUACUACUAUAUGCCCAGCUGGAUCAGGCCAGGCCCCUGGAAAGCAGAAAUAGUGAUGCUAGAGCUGCGUGGGCGAGACAAAGGGGAGCCAUGCCAGUUUCUAGUCCACCAAAAGUCACAGCCCAGGACAUGCCUGAACCAGGAAAGGGCACCAUCUAUUCAGAACUCAGCCUUUUGGACUGCAGGAGUAAAUCACUCCCCCUACUGGACGAUAACACAAGGGAAGAACAUUCAUACAACAUAAACACCUUUACUGUAAACCCACCUCAGCUGUCCCCUAAACUCCAGAGAGACUACGCUAAGAAAACCAGCAGCCAUGAGGUACCAAGCCACAGCCACAGUCUAGAUAAGCUAAGUGAUCAUUCCUUCUAUCAGCUGGCUGGCAAGUCUGCCAGUCAAAAUGACAGGAAGCAGCAAGAAAAGAGUGAUGCUACAUAUGCUGAAGUGCCUUGUGAACCCAGGCCAAACCAUUUGCUCGUAGAGAACACUUAUGAGCAAAUUCCUGAAUCAAGGUCCACUACAAACCCAAAAGAGAACUCUGUUCAGGGAAACACCUAUGAGACACUAGAAGACUUCAAACCAAAGCCAAGCGAGUCAGCAUGGGGAUUUAAGGGUGACAAAUGGAAAAGGCUGCUACCUGAAAACUGGAAGAAAUGACAGCAUCUUCAUCCACUAAAUCAACUUUCACAUAUAAGCACACAAAUCAUGAGAGUUACACUAAAAACAAAAGCAGUCUGUUUAUUUACCUUAUUUAUGUCAAGGCUAUUCUAAAUACAUUCAAAUGGUUAAAAUGCUGAUAUGAGGUUCUGUUCUUGUGUCCUUAACAGAUAUUUUUAUGUUUUUAAUUGUGUAGAAAUAUUUAAAUUUGUAUGUUUUUCAUUUGUAUUUAUUAACUUAAUAAAAAUCUAGUUAUCCAGAAAA